This is a messenger RNA of Drosophila rhopaloa, 1689 nucleotides long. Its product is annotated as reticulocalbin-2. The coding region runs from base 400 to 1425 and encodes 341 amino acids. The record is from RefSeq and is a predicted model, not a curated record. The transcript has 4 exons. Gene Ontology annotation, molecular function: calcium ion binding. NCBI's taxonomy places the organism in Eukaryota, Metazoa, Arthropoda, Insecta, Diptera, Drosophilidae. Gene Ontology annotation, cellular component: endoplasmic reticulum.
AUAGCCAAACAGCUAUUUAUUGCUGGGGUGACACUGUUUGGUUUUUCGUUUUUUGUCUGCGGAAAUAAAUAAACGAAUUUCGGUUUAAAAUGAGAGGAAACUAAAAGAUUUGUGAAUUAAAUUAAGUGCAAUAAGGGGAAACCUGCAAGUGGAAUAAAAGGCAUUGAAAUAAUUAUUUGUCCUUAAGAGAAAUUUGGAUUGGUAACAGGAGACAACAGCUGUCGGUCUACUGGCUGGCGAAAGGUGAACUGAGGUCAUUGUAUUGUUGGGGAUUACGUGUGCGUAUAUCCGCCGCCCAUCUGCUACCCCCCCCCCUCCACCAUCCACAUCUGCUCAAGUGCUCGGGAAGCUGCCAAAAAAAUAAAAGAAAAACAUCGCCUCUCGGCAUAAUCAAUUAAAAUGACUAGAAAUCUACCGCUUCUGCCGUUUGCGCUUUGUGCGGUAGCCUUUUUGGCCGCCGUGGGACCAAUGCCUGCCAUCGGGGCAGUGGCCAACCACAAGCACGAUAAGCACACUAGCAAGGAGCGGGUCAAGGACGGGGUUUACGCCCCCCGGGAUGCCCACCAUCACGGCGAGGAUGGGGAGCACAACGUGGAGUUCGAUCACGAAGCCAUCAUCGGCAAUACAAAAGAGGCUCAGGAAUUCGACACACUUACACCAGAGGAAUCGAAGAGACGUCUGCUAAUACUGGUCAAGAUGAUGGAUCUAAAUAAGGAUGAAUUUAUUGACCGGCAUGAGUUGAAAGCCUGGAUAUUAAGGUCUUUUAAAAAACUAUCCGAAGAGGAAGCCGCUGAUAGAUUUGAAGAAAUUGAUCAGGAUGCUGACGAGAAAAUUACAUGGAGGGAAUAUCUUCAGGAUACCUACGCCAUGGAGGAUGAGGACUUUAAAAAGGAGACCAUUGACUUUGACAGCUACGAGGAAGAGCAGAAGAUGAUUAAACAGGACAAAGAGAUGUUCAAUGCGGCAGACGCGAAUAAAGAUGACGUGCUGACGCUAGAGGAAUUUAUUUACUUCCAAAAUCCUGAAGAACAUCCACAAAUGCUGCCCAUUCUGUUGGAGCACACAAUGCAGGACAAGGACUUGGAUCAUAAUGGCAAGAUCAACUUCCAGGAGUUUGUUGGCGACUCAGCCUCGCAUCACGACAAGGAGUGGCUGAUCACGGAGAAGGAGCGAUUUGACAAGGAUCACGACACCAAUGGCGAUGGCGUGCUCACGGGCGAUGAGGUUUUAUCCUGGAUUGUGCCUAGUAAUACGGCGAUCGCCAACGACGAGGUGGAUCACCUGUUUGUUUCCACCGAUGAGGAUCACGACGAUCGACUGUCAUACCUGGAGAUACUCAACAACUACGAUACCUUUGUGGGCAGCGAAGCAACCGAUUACGGGGACCACUUACAAAACAUUAACCAUCUCUCCGACGAGCUGUAGAUUCCAACCAAAGCUCUAUCCUGCUAUAAUGAACCUGUGCUUAGUAUUGUAUUUCAUUUAAAUAGUUAGUAAAUUUAUGUUUUAUUCAUGUAAAUUCAAGUGACAACUGUAAAUCAAUAUCGCUUAAUUGUUUUGAGCGCUUCUUACGAAUUUCAUUUUACAUGUGUUCUGUCUGGUUUGUCAUGUACCAAUCAAUUAUGUGUAGUAAUUUAUAUAGAGACAAAAAAUCUACAAAAAUCAUAAUAAACAAUUUUUACUAAAUUA